Messenger RNA from Williopsis jadinii, 801 nucleotides. Its product is annotated as putative endodeoxyribonuclease. The transcript has a single exon. NCBI's taxonomy places the organism in Eukaryota, Fungi, Ascomycota, Saccharomycetes, Phaffomycetales, Wickerhamomycetaceae. Gene Ontology annotation, molecular function: hydrolase activity, acting on ester bonds. The annotation marks the transcript as partial. The record is from RefSeq and is a predicted model, not a curated record.
UUAUACGACGCGCAUUGUCAUAUUUCGACAGACUUCAACGGGGAGGAUAUCGAUGAGCUGAUCGCAAGAGUUAAGAGGUGGGCACCAGCCCAGUUUGUCGUUAUGUCAACGAACCACCUGGACUACAAAUACGUGGAUGAGUUGGCGACGAACUGUUCUAACGUCAUACCCAGUUUUGGGGUCCACCCGUGGUACUCGCACCUUUUCACGUUGGAAAGUGGUGGUGUUGAUAAGAAAACUCACUAUUGUAGUGUCUUUGGCACGGAAGACGUUGAAGCAACGUUACUGGAGAUAUUACCGGAGCCCAUCCACUUUGAAACGCACCUCAGGCAGCUGGUGGCUCUAUGCUUGAAACACUCUCCUCGAGUGUGCUGGGGAGAGCUUGGGCUCGACAAGCUCUUCAGAGUGCCCGACAAUGGGUUUUAUAGCAACCCGCAACGCCCAAGCACCAAACUGACGAAUUACAGAGUAUCAAUGUCGCAUCAGAAACGAAUUCUUGAGAGACAGCUGGACGCUGCCCUCCAGCACAACUGGCCCUUGUCGUUGCAUAAUGUCAAGGCUGGCGGUGCAGUUGUUACCAUACUGAGGGAGUCCCUGGAGAGAAACGGGAUCGGUCACGGAGCCCGAGUAUGUUUCCAUUCGUACACCGGGUCGAUAGACACUUUGAAGAUGGUCAUGAAACAGCUCAAACCCCAUACGAUCUUCGUGUCGGUAUCGGGUUACAUCAACCUGGCGAGAAUGGACGAGUUCAAAGAACUGUGCAACGUUGUGCCGAGGGGCCAGCUGCUCACAGAGACAGAU